Molecule: messenger RNA, 1639 nt
Organism: Lactuca sativa (garden lettuce)
Lineage: Eukaryota; Viridiplantae; Streptophyta; Magnoliopsida; Asterales; Asteraceae
Product: benzyl alcohol O-benzoyltransferase
Source: RefSeq, a predicted model, not a curated record
UUUACCAAAAAAGAAGGUAGCACGCAUCAGAGUCGGGUGAUAGAAAUUUGAAGAUUAAUGUCCAUAAACAACUAUAAAUUUAGCAUUCUUGCGUUCCAAAUUAUAACAAAUACAACACAAAUUUAGAAUGCCUCAAUCAGAAACCUCUUUAACAUUUGUAGUCCGGAGACAUGUACCGGAACUGAUUGCUCCGGCAGUAUCCACUCCUCGAGAACUGAAGCCUCUCUCAGACAUUGAUGAUAAGGAAGGGAUGCGUCAUCAAGUAUCGUCGAUUCACAUGUAUGAAAGGGAUCCGAAAAUGGGACAUAUAAAUCCGGCGACUAUUAUCAGGGAUGCGUUGACGAAGGUGCUUGUGUUCUAUUACCCAUUUGCUGGCCGCCUAAAAGAAGGUCCGACAAGGAAGCUAAUGGUAGACUGCACCGGUGAAGGUGUGUUGUUUAUUGAGGCGGAGGCAGAUGUUACUUUGAAGCAGUUUGGGGAGGCUCUUCAUCCGCCAUUCCCUUGUUUAGAAGAGCUCCUUUAUGAUGUUCCUGGCUCUAGUGGCAUCAUUGACUCGCCAUUGCUACUGAUUCAGGUAACACGUCUAUUAUGUGGAGGUUUUAUCAUUGCUUCACGAUUCAACCACACCAUGUGCGAUGGAGAAGGAUUCCUGCAGUUCUUCACAGCAUUGGGUGAAAUGGCACAGGGUGAAUCUAUCCCGUCAACGUUUCCUGUGUGGCAAAGGGAGUUACUUUCUGCAAGGAAUCCACCACGAGUCACAUUUACUCAUCAUGAAUACGAAAAACCAAAAAAAACCAAGGGCAACGUCUUGACCAUGCAUGACAUGGAUACAAAAUCAUUUUUCUUCGGGUCUACCGAGUUGUCAUCCAUUCGUGGGUUUGUUCCAGAAAACCUAAAAAACAUCUCAACCUUUGAGAUGAUAGCAGCUACUAUUUGGCGUUGUCGUACUAUCGCUUUACAGCCUGAUCCUGAAGCGGAGAUGCGUUUCAUGUUCCCUGUUAAUGCACGAACCAAGUUCAACCCUGCUCUUCCUGUUGGAUAUUAUGGGAAUUGCUUCGUCCUAGCAUGUGCAAUUUCAACAGCCAAAGAUCUUUCCCAUAAGCCCUUAUGCUAUGCAUUAGAGCUUGUGAUGAAGGCCAAAGCUCUUGUUUCUGAAGAAUAUGUGAGAUCAAUGAUCGACCUAAUGGAUUUGAGAGGACGACCUAUGGUUAAUCUUGAUCAUGCCUACAUGAUGUCUGGCGUAAGUAAGUCUAAAUUCGACGAUAUAGAUUUUGGGUGGGGGAAAGCAUCCUAUAGAGGGAUUGCCAAAGAAGGACUUGAUUUCUUACCAGGGGUCUUUAAUUACUAUAUACCUUUCAAAAACAACAAAGAUGAAUCUGAAAUUAUGGUUCCUAUAAGCUUACCAAGCGCAGCAAUGGAUAUAUUUGUUAAAGAUCUUAAUGACAUUUUGAUGUCGAAUAAUGAUAAGAAAACUCUUAAAAAACACAAGUUACUCGUUCCUGCUGGUUGCUCUUCUAAACUUUAACAUCCAUGCUUUGAUUACUCGAGUGACUUCGAAAAUUAUGUAUAAUUCAUGUAGUUGUGUGACCAUAUAUCUUGCUAUUGUAUCGUCUUUUGUAUUAUAAAUUAAACAAUAAUG